AACAAAUGAUCAAUAUGACAACUAAAAGAGAGGAAAGCUUUCUGACCACAAAAGUAUCUGAUCGCGUGAUUACAGUUGAAAACGAAUAAAGAUCGACUUAUAACUUUGUUAGAAGAAAUUAUUUGACAACUACAUUUGCCACAUUAGCAAACAGACAAACUAAUGGAGUCUAUAAUGUUGCUUUCAAUACCCCAUGUUGCCAACCUUGUCCAUAGCCUUGUCCACAACCUUAAGCAAUGCCCAUGCCAAUUUAUAUUCCAAUGCCAUAUCCAUAAUAAUGUGAAAAGGAGUGCCAUUGUGAAGAAGAAGAAUAAUAUAAGGAGGAAGUUCUUAUAUUGAGACAAAGAGUGGCUGAAUUAUUAAACAGAUAGCCAUAAGUAAAAGUCGAAAAAGAGACAGUCAAAGUUGAAAAUACAACUAGAGUAUUCUAGCAAUUUAAAUUUUUAGAUAGCAGAUUUGUCUAUGGAAAUAGAAAGAUUAAAAAUAAAUCUGAGAAAUGAAUAGGAUAGGUUGAGAUAAAAGGAAGGAGAAUAUAUGGAAUUGAGAAGUGAUAAUUCAUCAUAAUCUUUGAAAGAUAGGUUGGCAAUCUUAGAAGUAUUUCAUUUUAAUAAAAUAGAGUUAAUUAUACAAUUCAAAAUUGGAGUUAGAAAAACUAUAAGGCCUUCUUCAAUAGAAGCUUUAAGAAUUAGAUGAAUGGGAAUAAAGAUAUCACCAUAUGGAAAGUACUGUUACUGUAGAGAGUACUGAAACUGUGACUUUGACUAAUGUAAUCUCUUAUUCUCUAUGAAGGAAGUUGAAGUUUGGAAGUCAAGAUUUAAGAAAUUAAACAAUGACUAUUUUGAAACAUAAGAAAAAUUGAUUAUGGCAUAAGCUGAAUUAGAAGCACUUAAAAAGGGCGGUGUCACUGAAGUUAAAUCUGUGACUGUCCAAUAGAAUGUGACUAGUUCCUCUGUAAACAGAGUAAUUGAACAAUCCUCAAGAGGAUCUAGAAUCGUUGAUCCAAAUCUGGUUGGAAAACUAUAUCCCUGAAGUUUUUGAAUCACAAUUGAAAAGACAAUAUAAAACAUAUUAAUAUAAAAUUAUUUAUAA
This is a messenger RNA of Paramecium octaurelia, 1089 nucleotides long. Lineage: Eukaryota; Ciliophora; Oligohymenophorea; Peniculida; Parameciidae. The record is from the annotation of a GenBank genome assembly.